This is a messenger RNA of Alternaria alternata, 4827 nucleotides long. RefSeq names its product Serine/threonine-protein kinase. NCBI's taxonomy places the organism in Eukaryota, Fungi, Ascomycota, Dothideomycetes, Pleosporales, Pleosporaceae. The coding region runs from base 1 to 4827 and encodes 1608 amino acids. The transcript has 3 exons. The record is from RefSeq and is a predicted model, not a curated record. Gene Ontology annotation, biological process: regulation of translational initiation by eIF2 alpha phosphorylation; DNA damage checkpoint signaling. Gene Ontology annotation, molecular function: eukaryotic translation initiation factor 2alpha kinase activity; protein binding; ATP binding.
AUGGCACCGCUAAGAACACCAAAGAAUAAGAAACAAACGCAUAAUGCAUCUACGCCGACAGGUACGCCGACUGGCGACGAUGAGAUGGGCCCAACCAGCCCGUUCGGAGAAUCGCGACCUCCGAUGGUGUCGCAAACCUCCGAAACCUACGAGAAGGCACAAGAAGAUGAGCGCGAAGUCUUGAAGGCUGUCUUCAUGGACGACUAUGAAGAAUCAGAAGCCAAAGGUGCAUGGAGCAAAACUACAGAUCGCGUAUUGCGCCUGAAGUUGUCAUCCUUUUCCAACGAGAAGAUUUCCAUUACACUUUGUGCUAAACUCACUGCCACCUACCCUAAAACGCUACCCGAACUUACUCUAGAAGAUGGUGGCAGCCUAAGAAAAAGCACCUGGGAUAGGCUCUAUGGCCUGCUAAAGAACCGACCUCGCGAACUAGUAGGCGAGGUAAUGAUCUACGACAUUGCGACCGCCAUCCAAGAGAUACUCGAGGACGAGAUCGCAGUCCGCGAGACGGACGGAGCUUACGAGAAUCUGGAUGCUGAGCGAGCAGUGCAAGAAGCUGCUGCAGUCGAACAGUUGAAACAGCAAGAAGAAGAGUUACAGAAGAAGCGGGACCAGGAGAAGGCCGAGGAAGAGCGCCUGUUGCAGCAGAUGGUAGGCGACGAAAUGCGCCGGAAAGACUUGAUGGCAAAGCGCAAGAAGCAUCGUGUAUCUGCCAUCACUCCGCCUUCGUACUUCCCCAGCGGCGAGAAUGUCAACUACAUUUCUUUCGACAGGACCAUUACCGUUCAGCAUGAAGAUACUACAAUCCAGUGCAACGGUGUUGAGAACCCACUCCCUUUCCGUUCUGGCCCUCUAACAGAACAGCUACUGGUCAAACCGGCUGGUAGUUCAACGACCCUUACGCUAGUAUUGAAGCGGGCUCGAGUAGGAGGUGGAAGUGCUGCUGCUGACCCUCAGUUGAAGAAGGCUAUUAUGGGGUUCGAAGACGAGAUGGAAGAGAUUAAAAGAUUACGACAAGGCGCCAUCUUAUCCGUCCUGGACUUCAAAGUUGAGCACCUUCCUGACCCCGGGUGGGAAAUCAGUGUCCUGAUGGAACACGCUGACAGAGGGUCCCUAGGCGAGCGACUUGCCGAUGAUGGACCCUUGCCGGUCGCACGAGUUCGCUCCUGGACCAUUGAGCUCUUGGAAGCACUAGACUUUUAUCACCGCAACGGAAUAGUCCAUAAACGCGUUCAUCCGCACAAUAUCUUGUUCAAGAGAUCUUCUGGCGGUGGUAUAACAGUGCUUCUGGCUGAUGCUAGCUUCCAAGGUUCCUUAUACCACCUACAAAGCCUGUAUCAAGACGUACAACCGACAAAACCACUAAGAUCGUUCUACUGGAUAGCACCUGAACUCUCACAGGAUGCGCAUCACACUCGUAAGACUGAUGUAUGGGACUUGGGAGUCACCUUCCUUCAGAUGCUGUUCGGGUUCGAUGCGCCUGGGAAGUACAACUCGCCUAAGGAGCUGUCAGAUAUCCUUGGCUGCUCGGAACCAUUGCAAGAAGUCUUGCGCAAAUUCUUUAAACCUGAUCCCAAGAAGCGACCGUCCGCCUUCGACCUGAUCCCAUGCGAAUUUUUGCGCGACGACGUGGAUGUAUACGAACGACCUUCCACGCCUGUACGUUCUAGAAACUCAUCGACGUCGUUGGGUCGUUAUAGGCUACGGCGUGAGUCUUCAUCCGGCGUUGUUCCAUCAUAUUCACGAUACGCCAAUGAUUGGGUCGAACAAGGGCGCCUGGGCAAGGGUGGAUACGGUGAAGUCGUGAAAGCUCGUAACAAAGUCGAUGGUCGCCUUUAUGCCAUCAAGAAGAUUAAGCAAAAGUCUGCAGCAGCACUGAGUGAGGUCCUCUCAGAGGUCAUGCUUCUGUCACGGCUCAACCAUAGCUGUGUGGUACGGUAUUACACGGCCUGGCCAGAAGCUGAAGCCGAUGACGAUUACGACUCUGCAUCAUCAGAUGGAGAUGAGUCUGACUGGGAAUCGGACGUUUCUCCAACCACGACGACAACAGAUGGUGGCGGUCACGGGAAAAGCGGUGGGGGGUUAGACUUCAUCAGCUCCAGUGGGUAUCCUAAGAUUGAAUUCGGGUCCGACGACGAGUCGGAAGAUGAUGUUGAAGAUGAGGCUAGCCUGGGAUCGCUUUCGCCGGCAGUUAAAAAACGCGCCAUGUCCGAUUCGAUGCCUACCAAGUCGUCAAGAUCAAUCUUGUAUAUUCAAAUGGAGUUUUGUGAGAAGCAAACCCUACGAGAUUUGAUUCGUACAGGUCUGUACGACGAUCCAGACGAGUACUGGAGGCUGUUUCGGCAAAUUCUCGAAGGGCUCGCUCACAUCCAUGGUCAUGGUAUCAUACAUCGUGAUCUCAAGCCCGACAAUGUCUUCAUUGAUAUGGCUAAAGUCCCCAAGAUCGGCGACUUCGGACUAGCUACUAGUGGACAAUAUCAGAGAUCCGAUACGAAGUCUUCCAGCGGUACACAGGACGGUGGCGACAUGACGCGAAGCGUAGGCACUGCACUUUACGUUGCUCCCGAGUUGAGCUCUAGUGUUAUCGGCGACUACAACAACAAAGUGGACAUGUACUCCAUGGGCAUCAUCUUUUUCGAGAUGUGUUUUCCCCUAAGGACUGCCAUGGAGCGUGACAAGGUUAUUCGGUCGUUGCGUGAACGAAAACACGAUCUUCCACAAGAAUUUGAAACCCCCGAAAAGUCGUUGCAAGGUGGCAUCAUCAAGUCGCUUAUCAGCCAUCGCCCCUCGGAGCGACCAGGAUGCACUGAGCUCUUGAGAAGCGGUAAGGUACCUGCCCAGAUGGAGGACGAAGCCGUCAAGGAAGCUCUCAAAGCCCUUUCAGAUCGCAACUCGCCACAUUACGCGAAAAUGAUGGCUGCUCUCUUCUCACAGAAGCCUGACACCCAAGCGAAAGAUCAUGCUUGGGACCUCAGUGCGACAACCCAGACGAUAAAGGCCAACGACGUGCUUCUACAGAAUCUUGUUAGAGACAGAUUAGCCAUGGUCUUCCGGAGCCAUGGUGCUGUUGAGAUACAACGUCAGGUACUACUACCUUGGUCUGAUCAUUAUGCAGACAGCCACGUCGUAAAACUUUUCGACCCUUCUGGAACUUUGGUCCAGCUGCCCUACGAUCUGACUCUGCCCUACGCGCGUAGUAUCGGUCGCGGCGGAGUCUUUCUGGAGAAGACAUUCACGAUCGGUCACGUCUACCGUGAUAACUACACCGGAAGUGCUCCACGUAGUAACGGCGAGGCGGAUUUCGAUAUCUUGUCUUAUGACACGCUCGACCUUACCUUGAAGGAAGCAGAGGUUCUCAAGGUUGUUGACGAGAUCAUUGAUGAGUUUCCUUCGUUCCGGUCGACGCAGAUGUGUUUCCACUUGAAUCACGCCGAUCUGUUAGAAAUGAUCAUGGAUUUCUGUAGGAUCAGCGUCCCAAAGCGCGCAGCGGUCAAGGCGGCCCUCAGUAAACUGAAUAUUGGGAAGAACAAUUGGCAGUUGAUUCGCAACGAAUUACGAUCGUCAGACAUUGGCAUCCCAUCGACCUCGUUAGACGACCUGGCGCGUUUCGAUUGGCGCGACACACCGGAAAAGGCAUUCGCGAAGCUGCGACGAUUAUUCGAGGGCACCAAGUACCUUGAACGAACGCACGUCAUCUUUGCACAUCUGAGUUCUGUUAUCAAUUACACGAAGCUGUGGAGUGUGAAGCGCAAAAUCUACAUCAGCGUGCUGAGCAGCUUCAACGAGAAGUUCUACUCUGAUGGCAUUCUCUUCCAAUGUCUUUUCGAUACGAAGCAGAAAGAGGUGCUUGCUGCAGGCGGAAGGUACGACAAACUGAUCGAGGAAUAUCGCCCGAAAGCCUCCAGUCACGCACACCCAGCAGCUGCGUCUCAUGCCGUGGGCGUGAAUCUAGGAUGGGAUCGGCUAGUCAAUUCCAUGAGUCGAUACAUUAAGAAACCUGAGAAGUCGACGUUUCUACGGAAACAUGCCGAAGAAGACACCCCAUCUAUAUCAUGGAUGCCACGACGCUGCGAUUGUCUCGUCGCUAGUUUCGACCCCAAUGUUCUCCGCUCUACGGGCAUCAAGAUGGUAGCAGACCUCAUCGCCCAUGGUUACACCGCCGAACUCGCUGUCGAUGCGCACUCUAUUGAAGACAUCCUACGUCACUAUCGCGACGAUAGGCACAGCUGGGUCAUCGUAAUCAAGCACGGCGUUGCGCCCGAUAAGCCUGAGUUAAAAGUCAAGUCCAUCGCAAAGAAGGAAGACACAGAUCUGCGCAGUCCAGAUCUUCUGAACUAUCUCCGAAACGAACUCCGAGACCGUGAAGAGCGCGAAGGGAGUGCAGCUCGCCUCAUCAAAGCCGCCCCGCCAAGCUCAAACAACACCACCAGUGCGCCAAAAGCGAACGUUGAUGUCCUCAUAGCUCAGCACCGAUCGAAGAAGAGCAACAAAUGGUCUAUUGUCGAGGCUGCGCAAUCGCGCUCCACAGAUCUGCUCUCCGCCUUCCAGUCUGCACCCAUCGCCGCCAUCGAAUCGAAGGAAGAGGUGAUGAACCUUCUCAAGGAAACACGCCUCAGCGACCCGGACUCAUGGCGUUACUUCAUCCAGAAGAUGCCGCUUGCUGAGAGGAAGUACCUGCAAGAGCUGCAUGACCUACUGCUAGGCUACAGGGCGAGGUGGGUAGAAAGUAAAGGCGAAGGGGGAGCGAACGGGGAAGGACCUGUGGGAAAGGCUUUUGUGUACAACUUCAGGACUGGAGGAUGUCUACUUUAUGAUCUGGAGAGCUGA